UGAAAAUUUAAUUGGUUCAAUCGGUGCAUAAGCCUUAGGUGCUGCUUUAGCAAAUUGCAAUAAUCUCUCAAAUUUGACACUUGAUCUUUCAUCCAAUGAAAUUGGUGCAACGGGUGCAUCAGCAUUAGGUUCUGCUUUAGCAAAAUGCACUAUUCUCUCAAAUUUGACUCUUAAUCUUUUUAAAAAUUAAAUUGGUGCAAUAGGUGCAUAAUGCUUAGGUUCUGCUUUAGCAAAUUGCACUAAUCUCUCAAAUUUGACACUUGAUCUUUGUUGCAAUAAAAUAGGUACACUCGGUGCAUCAGCCUUAUUUUCUGCUUUAGCUAAUUGCACUAAUCUCUCAAAUUUAAAACUUGAUCUUUAUAAAAAUUAAAUUGGUGAUUAAGCUCUAUCAGGCUUAGGUUCUGCUUUAGCAAAUUACAUUAAUCUUUCAAAUUUAACACUUAAUCUCGAAUCCAAUGAAAUUGGUGCAAUUGGCGCAUCAUUCUUAGGCUCUGCUUUAGCAAAUUGCACUUAUCUCUCAAAUUUGACACUUAAUCUUUAUUGUAAUAAAAUUGGUGCAAUGGGCGCAACAGAUUUAGGUUCUUCUUUAGCAAAUUGCAUUAAACUCUCAAAUUUGGCACUUGGUCUACGCGAAAAUUAAAUAGGUGCAAUAGGUGAAUCAGGCUUAGUUUCUGCUUUAGUAAAUUGCACUAAUCUCUAAAACUUGAAACUUGAUUUUAGUGAAAAUUAAAUUGAUGAUUAAGGUUUAUCAUGCUUUGGUUCUGAUUUAGCAAAUUGCACUAAUCUCUAAUAUUUGACACUUGAUCUUCGUUUCAAUGAAAUUGGUUCAAUUGGUGCAUCAGGAUUAGGUUCUGCUUUAACAAAUUGCAUUAAUCUCUCAAACUUUCAAUAAAAUUGGUUCGAUAGGUGCAUCAAGCUUAUGUUCUGGUUUAGCAAAUUGCGCUAAUCUAUCAAAUUUGACACUUAGUCUUGA
Messenger RNA from Tetrahymena thermophila SB210, 973 nucleotides. RefSeq names its product cyclic nucleotide-binding domain protein. The record is from RefSeq and is a predicted model, not a curated record. The annotation marks the transcript as partial. The transcript has 11 exons. Gene Ontology annotation, biological process: activation of GTPase activity; nucleocytoplasmic transport. Lineage: Eukaryota; Ciliophora; Oligohymenophorea; Hymenostomatida; Tetrahymenidae. Gene Ontology annotation, molecular function: small GTPase binding; GTPase activator activity. Gene Ontology annotation, cellular component: cytosol; perinuclear region of cytoplasm; nucleus.